CCACUUGCCUCCUUAGCAAUUAGCCUUUUAUCCACACGGAGUGGCUUCGGAAUCAGCUGCAAUUGUUUGUUUGUUUGUUUGUUUGAUUGAUUGAGAAUUUGUUCGUAGCGUCGCACUGUCUUUCAUUUCGUGUUUUUUCAGACGGCUCCACAGUUUUACGUAAUCUGUUGCUGAAGAAAACGCGCCAUUGAUUUCUGUUUGUAUCAACGUGAUUAGGUUUUGUUAGUUGCAAGGCCAUAUUCUGCAUUCGUCGCAUUGCGUUGCGGAGUCGAUUGCGGUAGGAUUUAGGGGUUUCUUCAUUUCCUUCGAGAGAGUCUCUUUGGCCAGAAGGCGUGUUACAUUGCCAUGGUGGCCCUUGUUUCCACAGCUAGUUGUAUCCAUAGCUGUAAAUGGUCGCCGGGUGCCGCCUUUCCGCGGUUGUGUGCUCCUUCUCUCGUCUCAGGGAUUUUUCACGACAUGUGUAGAGUUUCUUUGUCCCACUCCUCUGCCUUCAGAUCACCAAAAUCGGUUUACAGUUCAUGCGGUGGAAACUUCCCUGGUGACCGUGUUUCCAAGCGACUGCACACACGGGCAAAGGUUGGAACUAGCGUGGAGGAACAGCUGAGGGAGCUACCUGGAGAUGGCAAAUUGAAUAAGAUAUGGCAUCUGCUACCUUCAGGGCUGCGGCUCGAGGUUCUUUCUACUGAAGCCUGCGAGAAUUCUGAAAAGAAGCCACCGCUAGUAUUUGUGCACGGCAGUUACCACGCCGCAUGGUGUUGGGCCGUGCAUUGGUUGCCCUACUUUUCGUCCCUUGGAUAUGAUUGUUACGCGAUCAGUCUUCUUGGUCAAGGUGCUAGCGAUGUGCCCUCCGAGUCCGGGCCAGGGGGUACAAUCCAGACUCACGCCCGUGACAUCUCCCAUUUCAUUUCUCAACACUGUAUACAGCCGCCAGUAUUAGUCGGCCACUCGUUUGGAGGCCUUGUCGUGCAGUAUUACCUCUCGCAACUUUCCACUGACACAAUGACAUCUAUUAAGAGUUAUGGAUGGAGUGAGCCGUAUCCACCCCUUGCUGGUGCAGUUUUGGCCUGUUCAGUGCCUCCAACUGGGAACACUGCGGUUGUGAAGCGAUUUCUUAUGUCGAGGCCGAUUGCUUCAAUCAAAGUGACGCUUAGCCUCGCUGCGAAGAUGUUUGCUACAUCUGUGUCAUUGUGCCGCGAGACCUUUUUCUCGCCGAGCAUGCCCGAGGGAGAUGUUGCACAUUAUCAAAAGUUGAUGAAAGAGAGCUCAAAGGUGCCAUUGUUUGACCUUCGAAAUCUCAAUUCGACUCUCCCUGUCCCUCCACCUGUAAAAAAUUCUCCUUCCAUUUUAGUGCUUGGAGCUGAAAAUGACUUCAUUCUCGACAAGCAAGGAAUUGAAGAGACUGCGAGUUAUAUGGGCACGAAGGAAGUAAUUGUGCCUGGCAUAGCGCAUGAUAUAAUGCUAGAUAUGGGAUGGAGAGAUGCUGCCAAUGUACUCGAGUCGUGGAUGCAGACCACAUUGUAGUCGCCGUAGUCAAGUAACAGCUCAGUACCAUCUACGGUGUUUGCCUGGUGCAGAUCUUCAUCUACAUGCUGUACCUGAGUCUCAACCAACGCCGUGUAGAUAAGGUCUGAUCUUAGCAGCCACUUCCGCUGGAGUGAGGGUGAGUGUACACGUGAAAUCUUGUGAAAGUCACGUCGAUCCAUCAGUCGAUGUCUUACACGGCUGUGUAAUUCUGGCGAGAAGAACUGGAUACAUGCAUGAGCCCCAGAGCUUAGGGGCCAUGUUUGAACCCAAUGUACACAGUGCUGGUGAGGAUGGCAACACUUUUAAUGCAAAGAUCAGAGAGGUGUUCAAGCUAAAGAGAUACAAUCUAUCUGUAGUGGCAAUCCAGAACUAGAGGUUACUCGCAAUGUAGGUUUGGAAGUUGAUUGAUUAUCGGCGAUCUGGUAAAGGUCAUUGCGGACCGUGAGCACAGGAUGAAUGUUGUUGAAGUAUUACUGAAUGCCUGGAAGAAUCCUUGUAGAUUUGGACAAACAGGAGGAUGUUUCGGAGCGCAGAUUGAUAGAGAUGUCUCUUGACUGAUGGCCUGUCCGAGGAAGGGUAAUAAGCUGUUCAUUUCACCUUUCCUAUCUAUCGACCAUGAAAAUGGAUAACUUUCAUUAA
This is a messenger RNA of Physcomitrium patens, 2163 nucleotides long. RefSeq lists its product as uncharacterized. NCBI's taxonomy places the organism in Eukaryota, Viridiplantae, Streptophyta, Bryopsida, Funariales, Funariaceae. Gene Ontology annotation, biological process: phosphatidic acid biosynthetic process; lipid homeostasis. Gene Ontology annotation, molecular function: lysophosphatidic acid acyltransferase activity; carboxylic ester hydrolase activity. The record is from RefSeq and is a predicted model, not a curated record.